Molecule: messenger RNA, 679 nt
Organism: Fundulus heteroclitus (mummichog)
Lineage: Eukaryota; Metazoa; Chordata; Actinopteri; Cyprinodontiformes; Fundulidae
Gene: mrps12
Product: mitochondrial ribosomal protein S12
Exons: 3
Coding region: 182-610 (142 amino acids)
Biological process (GO): translation
Cellular component (GO): small ribosomal subunit; ribosome
Molecular function (GO): structural constituent of ribosome
Source: RefSeq, a predicted model, not a curated record
GCUUCUUUGACCUCAGAAGUACAUCCGGUCUGCGCUCCAGCGUGACGUCCUUGAUUUAAAAUAUUAAAGAAAAUGUUUUUAUCGGGCUGCAGUUCUGGAUUAUAAACUGUGUUCGGUUCGGACGGGUUCUUCAGGAUUACCUGACAUCGUAGGUGGUUAAUUCGGGAUAAUCUGAGCAGAAAUGUCGUCCUUCUGGAGCCUGAGACCAGCGCUGGCCAUGCUGAUGCAAGCAUCCCGGGUCCCCUCCUGGACGGGCCCCCUCCUCUCCAGAACCAUGGCCACUCUCAACCAGAUGCACCGGCAGGGGAAGCCCAAAGUCCCCCCUAAGGCUUUGGGCGCCACCUUCGGCCGGCCGCAGCUCAAAGCCGUCAUCCUGAAGACGAUGAUCCGGAAACCCAAGAAGCCCAACUCGGCCAACAGGAAGUGCGCUCGGGUGCGUCUCUCCAACGGGAAGGAGGCGGUGGUGUUCAUCCCGGGGGAGGGACACAACCUGCAGGAGCACAACGUGGUUCUGGUGCAGGGAGGACGGACCCAGGACCUUCCUGGAGUCAAGCUGACUGUGGUUAGAGGCAAAUAUGACUGUGCUCACGUGGUGAAGAAGAAGCAGUAGCCCAGGCGGUAUUCUGUUUGAUAAAUGAUGUAAUUAUGAAUAAAAAUGAUAAAGUAAUCUUUAUUUUAA